GCUUAACCUCAGCACAGAAGAUUUGAAAGCUUGUAGGGUGAGAUUUAUAAACCGCCUUUUUCAAGCAGAUAGAUGAGUUUCACCAGGGAUACUCACAGUGGCACAGCAAAAGUCUUUGAAUAGAUUUUGUUGGAUUUUUUUUUUAACUGCUUAUAAAACGAACAGAUGCAGAACCCUUCCCAAAUGAUUGGAUCUGCCUAUGAAGCAGCUCCUGUGUUCAUAAAGAGCCCACAAAAUAUUACAGCUACUAAAGGCCAAUUGGUGGUGUUUGAGUGUCGAAUAAGAGCCUCCGCCCCUCUUCAGGUUCGCUGGUACAGAGAGUGCAACCAAAUCAUAGAUUCUGCAGACUUCCGCAUAUUAAGAAAAAAGGCAUGCUCAUCUAUGGUCCCUGAGGAAGUUUGUUCUUUGGUAAUAACAGAAGCUUUCCCUGAAGACUCUGGAAUAUAUCUAUGUAUUGCUGAAAAUGAUUUGGGGGCUGUAGCAUCCAGCGCAUUUCUUUGGGUCCCUGAAGAUUCAGAAACAGAAGAAACUGGAAGCCGUGAAUCUGCCCCCUUAUUGACAGAUAUGCUAACCAACCUGAACAUCAGUUCUGUGCCAGAGAGUGAAUUUUUAGCAAUGGGAAGAGAGGCAGAGAACUUUUCUGAUGCAGGUGGACAAAAUGCCUCUGGUUUAGCAAAUGAAGUGGAACAUGAAAGCUCUCAGUGUCAUAAUUAUAGCAAUCAGAGCAUCAGUUUUCCUGGUAUUUAUGAAAAUCCCUCUGACAAUUCACAUAAUUGCAGUCAUUCAAAGCCUAUGUACAGCCCGCAAACUGAUAGCCUUAAACAAGUACCAAAGGCUUCCGACAAAGAGAUACAAGGAACGAAAGACGCCCUCAUUCAAGACUUGGAAAGGAAACUGCGAUGUAAAGAUAACCUUCUGCAUAACGGGAACCAACGUUUAAGCUACGAAGAAAGAAUGGCUCGCAGGUUACUUGGACCAGAGAAUGCUGCAUCUGUGUUUGUAUCACAAAAUGAACAAAAUGCACAGGACGGACAACAGAACUCGGAAAGUGUACGGCUGCAAGUUCCUCAACAGCACGUAAGGAAUAGGCCAUCUUCAAGGGGAGAAAAAAAUGAUCAAGGCGCAAUUCAGGAGAAAUUUUUUCAACCACGCUUCUUACAAGUGCCUGAAGAUGUAACAGUUGAAGAAGGAAGAUUCUGUAGGCUUGAUUUUAAGGUCAGUGGGCUACCAAUCCCAGAUGUGGCAUGGUACCUAAAUGGAAGACUUAUCCACCCAGAUGAUUUUCAUAAAAUGAUAGUAUCAGAAAAAGGCUUCCACUCAUUCAUUUUCGAAGUAGUUCGGGUCUAUGAUGCAGGAACAUGGGAGUGUGUGGCUUAUAACCGUGCUGGAGAAGCUUCCUUUUCAUUGAAACUAGAUGUUAUUGCAAAAGAACAUCGGAAAGCACCAACUUUCAUUUCUAAAGCACAAAGCACAAAAGUUUAUGAGGGGGAUUCAGCUAGACUCGAGUGCCAAGUGUCUGCUAUCCCCCCACCACAAAUAUACUGGAAAAGAAAUAAUGAAAUGGUACAGUUCAAUACAGACAGAAUCAGCAUGUUUCAUGACGCUUCUGGCAAGGUUUGCUUGCUGAUCCACGAUGUAACUAAGAAAGAUGCUGGUUGGUACACAGUAUCUGCAGUCAAUGAGGCAGGAGUGGCAACAUGUCAUGCCAGAUUGGAUGUGGCUACACACACAUACAAGCCACUUCCAAAUCCAAAGCCUCUGAAGGUUCGGCCAACUUUUAGCAAGUAUUUGGCACUUAAUGGGAAAGGUGUGAAUGUGAAGCGGGCUUUUUUUCCUGAUGAAGGAGAAUAUCAGCGUAUGGCAGAACAGUCCGGACUUUUUGAGAGUGAUGAACUUUAAUAACAGAAAGAAAGAAAGAAAAUAUAUUUUGCCCCUGCAACAGACUAAAAAAGCAGUGCAUAGAUUCAGUUAAAAUGGCAGUAGCACUGUUUAGCAAACAUGCUUAAUAUAUUUUUAUUUAUGACUUAACUCCUGUUAUUCCUGCUGCUUUGAAUUUGAUCAAUUUUUACUAAUGCGUGUGCUGUUGCAGAAGGAAAUAGCAAAUGUUUGUACUUUUGAGUUUAAAGGCCAAGAAACCGGGCCUAGUUCAAGCAAGAAAGUUUGAAUGCAUCUAGUUUCAGUCACAAGGUUUUUAUUUUUACUGCUUCAUUAAUACCACUUCCAAUGUAAACAUUUCUGCUGAUUAAUAAAUAUAAAUUUGGGUGUU
Molecule: messenger RNA, 2266 nt
Organism: Ahaetulla prasina
Lineage: Eukaryota; Metazoa; Chordata; Lepidosauria; Squamata; Colubridae
Gene: MYOT
Product: myotilin
Exons: 14
Coding region: 166-1899 (577 amino acids)
Biological process (GO): axon guidance; homophilic cell-cell adhesion; dendrite self-avoidance
Cellular component (GO): plasma membrane; axon
Molecular function (GO): cell-cell adhesion mediator activity
Source: RefSeq, a predicted model, not a curated record